This is a messenger RNA of Wallemia mellicola CBS 633.66, 842 nucleotides long. RefSeq lists its product as hypothetical. The transcript is spliced from 2 exons. The record is from RefSeq and is a predicted model, not a curated record. NCBI's taxonomy places the organism in Eukaryota, Fungi, Basidiomycota, Wallemiomycetes, Wallemiales, Wallemiaceae. The coding region runs from base 33 to 707 and encodes 224 amino acids.
CCGGUCGGCUUCAGGACGUGCUCAGCUAUUGAAUGGCUUACGUCGCCCUUCACAAAUUGAGCAACAGGAGUUCGAUAAAGUUACAACAGCAGCAAGCUACUAUUGAACAGCUAGCACGUCUGCAGGCACAGACUGAAGAGAUUUUCGCUCAGAUGCAUUUGGAUCCCACAAAAGGAAACCACCGUGAGAACGCUUCAAAUAAUAUGCAGAACAGUAUUAGAAAUCGUAGGAUGUCUUCAAAUCCUCCUUCAAUUUCUCAUUUACGUGCUCCUAACAAUUCUGCGUCUUUCAAAGGCCGUAGACCGGCAAGUCUGAACUUAUCAGCACUCAACACGAGCACACCAAUUCAUGAAGACAAGGAAAUACAGUUACCGCAAUCUGCUACUCAUAAUCGUAAUAACAAUAAGAAAAAGACAUACUCAAAUUUGGGUUUAUUACCACCUGUACCGCAAUCUGCACCAGCUAACGGUAGAAACACCUCAUUUAGAGUACCCUCAGCGAUGAACUCAGCUGGUGCCACACCUCAAGGUUGCGUUAGACAACCACGUGGUCCACCUUCAGAGAAUUUGGAAGGUACUAACUUUAGUUCAAGACAGCGCAAGUUAGCUAGUAGACGUUUAUCUGGUUUGGCAAAUAUAGCUGAAGCUAGGCGUAGAGUAAGCAUAGCACCUUCAGAUGAACCAAUUCACGCGUCAAACGAUGACUAAUGUUCGUUUUUAAGCAUUUUUCUUAGGGGUUGCAAUCAAAUCAUUUCUUAAUUUUGUCUUUGGGCAUUUCCAUAUCUACCAUAUUUUGUAUUAUAGCUUCACGAGCAAUCCAUUGAUAUUUACUAAAAAAAAAAA